Penicillium cataractarum is the source of this 1287-nucleotide messenger RNA. RefSeq lists its product as uncharacterized. The record is from RefSeq and is a predicted model, not a curated record. Bases 1 to 1287 code for a protein of 428 amino acids. Lineage: Eukaryota; Fungi; Ascomycota; Eurotiomycetes; Eurotiales; Aspergillaceae. Gene Ontology annotation, biological process: transmembrane transport. The transcript has 4 exons. Gene Ontology annotation, molecular function: UDP-N-acetylglucosamine transmembrane transporter activity. Gene Ontology annotation, cellular component: endoplasmic reticulum membrane; Golgi membrane.
AUGAUCAAUGAUACCGACUCCGUGAAGCGGAGACCGGAUACCUACACGAUUCCACGAGUUGGUGCCAAUGGACACGCAAAUGGGUUUACGGCUGUCAAGCCGGCGCUCACGUCGGACACCAUAAAGCCCAAGACGAAGAAGGAUUCAGGAAUGGUCGCGGCGGUGGCGCAUGCGACGGUGCCCUCUUGGGCCAACAUGUUGUUGAUGGCUUCGCUCAUCUUUGGAGGAUGCUGCACAAAUGUCUUUGCCCUCGAAGCCAUCAUCAAAGAGCAACCUACAGCCGGUCCCUUGAUCACAUUCGCCCAGUUCAUUCUGUGCGCCUUCUUUACACUUCCACAUUUCCUUUCCCUCUCGGCCGGCCCCGGUGCCUUGUUCAUGAGCCCUCGAGCGAUCCCGCUCCGCUCAUGGAUGGUCUAUACCGCGUACUUUGUGUCGGUCAAUCUUUUGAACAAUUGGGCCUUUGCCUAUAAGAUCUCGGUCCCGCUUCAUAUCAUUCUCCGAUCCGGUGGUCCGGUGGCUUCCAUGCUCGUUGGAUACGCAUAUAACGGAAGGAGGUACUCUCGCGGCCAAAUUCUCGCUGUGGCCUUGCUUACAGCCGGCGUCGCCGCCGCGGCGCUUGCCGAUGCGCAGGCCAAGGGCCAGUCGAUCGAGAUAGGAACCGAUAGUGACGUGACAUUGAUGACCACGGCCACUGGAUUCAGUAUUCUUGCCUUGGCUAUGAUUCUGUCCGCGUUCCAGGGAAUCUACGCAGACCGACUAUAUGGCACAUAUGGCCGUGAUCACUGGAAGGAGGCUCUGUUCUACUCGCACACCCUCUCGCUACCUUUGUUCUUGACCAGCUAUCCGCAGCUACUAUCACAGUGGCGUGUCGUGGCAUCUACUCCUUCGCUGCUUUCAACACUGUCUGCUCGAAAUGUUAGCGAAACUUCAUCCAGCAUUUUGACCAACAAUAUUUUCUCGAUAAUGGCGGCUGCUCAGAAGCACCAAUCGAUUGCACCUGUUCUCGACAAGAUUCCGAUCCAGGUGGCUUACCUGCUUAUGAAUGCCCUGACGCAGUACGUCUGCAUUCGGGGAGUCCACCUGUUGUCUGCCAAAUCUUCUUCCCUGACUGUUACUGUGGUUUUGAAUAUCCGCAAGCUUGUCUCGUUGCUACUUUCGAUCUACCUGUUCGGCAAUGAUUUGGCAUCCGGUGUCCUUGUCGGAGCGGUUUUGGUCACCGUUGGCGGUGGUCUGUAUGGAUUCGAGGGAGCACGAUUGAGGAAGACCAGCUUGAAGAAGACCCAGUGA